AUGGCAAUGCGUGAACUUGUAGAGGGGGCAUGUGGUGGGGCAAAUCCCUUGAUGAAAUUUGUCUCCCAUUACACCCAGGACAAGUCCUUGACUCAGGUAAAUAUUUCCUGAAUUUUUAGUGAAAUAGGUUUAGGAUUUUGAUCCAAUGUUUAAGGCAUAUUGUGGAAAAUUGUCUAUGUAAGCUAACUUAACCUUGUUCCUUUGCAGGCCGGCCUUAGAAACCAUAUACCACCAAGUAGCAGCCAUCCUCAGGUAAAUGGAUUAAUAAUUGUACACACUUGUACACAUCCAGUUGUUCUGACAGGAUUAAAUGCAAUCAACAUUAACUUUUCUAUGUUACAGGAUCCCAGAAGCUUCCAUGAAGCCACAGAGCGAGAGGUAGGCUGAAACAUCUUUCAAAUACUCUAAGGACAAGGGGCAUUUUGAACCACAAAAUAUACUCUUCUUUGAGAAAAUCUUAAUGUAAAAUUGUCGGGUUCCUUAUACAAUGUAAAGUAUGACUUUCAAAUGUUCCCUAGCUUGCUACUCUUGUUUAACUAAAUGAGUGCAAACCACAAACCAAUUACAUUAACAAACCCACCAUUUCAACAAUCCAGCAUUAUUCCCAAUCUCCUGCCUUCAUCAGGGGUGUUCUAAAUUCCUAACUGAUCCAUUUUAGCUUGUUGGUGAAUAUUUCAAUGAUUUGCAACAUCAUUAUGGCGCUCCACAAACAUUCCGUAUGGACAGCUUGUUGCAUGAGAUCAAUCAGGUUGAAGCACCUGGACUUUUACAUCCUGUAAUCCCAGGUAUGUGGUGAACAUUUCAGAAUGUUCUGUGAUGACCUUUCUCUUAUUACUACACUGCAGUAGAUUCAUUGGCCAAUGGGAAUAACAGGAGAAUUUCCCUGGUAGGUCCCCAGUAUUAAGACAAGAAAUAGGCUGAAGGAACCACCACAAUCUACUAAACUGGGCUCCCUAAGUUUCAUUUCCCCUGAACUUUUCAGAGAUAUAUACAUUGUACAUUGUCAUACAUUAUACACUGCUCAAUCCCCAUCGCAGCUCAUCUGCUCACAGAUUUUACUGACUUAGCCUAGACCAUUUAUCUUUACAACAAUUAUUUGCGAUAUUACUUUCCUAACAAUGUUUAUCCUAACUCACUCUGUCAACUUUCCCUGUGGCUGGAAACCAGAGCACCUUGCAUGAGAAAACCCUCAACUUUCAGCAGAACAUUGACAGACUUUUUUCACAACUGCACCACUGCAGCCACCCGACUCCUUACCAUCAGAAUGUGCAUGUGUUCACUAUUAUUGCUGAAAUUUUAUCAAUCAAGUCUGUGUCAUUCUAUAUGAUAGGCACCUUUAUUCAGGGAUGGAUCCAGCAUGAUCUGGUAGGGGGGGGUGUGCUCUGGUGCCAAGUUGUGUCGGUCAUGUGUGCUGCCCGCCCAUCAACUUGCUUCACUACUGCAAAGUCUUGCUUGACUACUGUAUUGGAAUUGUAAUUGUUGUUCACAGUUCGCUUAUCAUCAUGUUAUUACUCAAAAUACUGUAUCUCAUUUUGCCUAAUAAUUUUUUUGCUUUAUCAUGAAAAAUAGCACCCCCUGGCCAGGGCUAGGGGGGUGCACCCCCCUGCACCCUCCCAGUAAAUCCAUGCCUUUAUUGUUAAUAAGAUAACUGUGGAUUGCGAGGGAUAUCUUUACCGUUAUCAGGUUAAAAAAAACAACUUAUAAGGUAUAUAAUUAUGUCUCUAAAACAUUUUUGUUCCACAGGUACCGAUGUCUGGACUGAAGAAUACCUAGUCACAGCCAAUGGUCCAGAAGGUACAACAUGCUAUACAUGUAGAUACUAGACAUUCAUUUAAUCAUAUUACUUUGCAUUCCAGUAUCAAGCUUGAUUACCCAAUUUUUUCAUUUCAAUCUGUUUAUCAAUUUCAGCCUGGAUUGAAGAGUAUGAAGAUGAAGGUCAUACAUACCCAAAUAAAUAUGCUGGUAAAAUGUUGUUGUUGCUUUCUUAUUGAAACACUCUUAUUGAAAAGAGAAACUGUUAAAAGGAUCAUAUCAUUUUUCAUUUAGAACCAGCACAAGCAGCUAUUCCAACAAAAUGGGCAUCUGAAUACCUUGAAAAUUUGAGGUAUUAAUAUUAUGGUACCAUUACUAGCAAUAGUGCUUUAGGUAAUAACUCGAACACUCUGUGCCAGUGUAGGUAGCUGAAUCCAUAUCUACCUGCAUUCCUUUAGACAAUAAGGCAAUAUACCAUUUCAACUUUCUAUAUGUUUUUGUCUCUCAGACCAGCUGAUUUGAGCAAGGAAACAAUCACAAGGUUAGUUUCAUUCAUCCAUGGGAACAAGGCAUUCAUAUCAUAACACGUAAAGAAACUAAUUUACUGAGUAACUUUGUAUUACCAUCUCCUGCUUAUCCCCCAUCUUGUAAUGACUGUGAGUGCACAUUCUGGGCUACAAAAGAUAUAUUUCUUUCCACAACAGUCAAGAGUCAAGCAGCAAGGAGGUAAAAGAUGCAUCUAGUUCACUUUUGGAUUGUGCAGAAGAUCCACGAUUUGCAAAUUCAAAGGUAAAGCAAGGGUUGUCACUGAAUGAACUUCUUCCAAACUCGUAUUGCACGUAGAUGCCUCUUGAUCAAAAGUGUGCUGCCCCUGUGUCCAAUCUUUAUACAGUAGCACUCAACAACUCUGUAAGAUUUUAGUGUCUUCCCCAGGUUUGGUAUUUCUGAACAGUAGUGCAUGCAGGGUUGUCAUUUUUACGCAAUAAAGUCUUCUUUUCAAAGCAUGGGAAGCUUCUUUCCAACUCUUAUCGUAAUUAGAGCAGCUGUUUCUGCAAAAUGUACCAUCGACAUUUGGUUUUGAUAUGACUCCAUUAUAUGGCAGUUAAAGAUCGUCAAUAACUUGGUGAAAUUUCUGACUAAAUCAAAUCAAAUUCAGUAAGGUUUGAUAAUCUUUCUUUUAGUUCUUUAAAUUUAUAAAGAAAUUGAGCACUGGAGAGUAUAAAAUUGAAGAUAACAAGGCAUGUUUUUGCAUUAUUUGAUUAAAAUGCUCUUCACCAUUGUAUUAAUUUGACCACUAUAUACAUGUCAUCGUAAUAUGAGAUUCAUGCAGAAAAAGUAAAGCACGUCGUUUCAUCAGCAAACCACAAUAUACGUGUAAUUUUUAAUUAUAUGAAGUGAAUAUACCAGCUAUAUUGCCACGGGACAAAGGGACGUUAUUUUUCAUAACUUAAAUAAAUUUUGUAGGUUAUAGAUGUUCAAAGUGGUAAGGAAGUGAAAUCUGGCGAAGAAGCAGAUCGAUGGGUGGAUGAAUAUGAAGCAACAAUCUCAACAGAUGAAUAUCAAUGGUUGGACGAAUAUACCGCAGGAGAGGUACUUCAUUAGGAUUUGUAGUAUAAUUUUCUUUACGUGUUAAUGUACAGUACGUGGUCAUUUAGCAGAAAACGAAAUAUCACUUCAUUAUCAGACACCCUUAAGAACGAUUUCCUCUUAAGCAUAGAUGUGUGUAAUCAUUUUAGAAAAUAAUAUCACUCAUUCACUGCAUUAUUGUCAUCGAAUACAGAUGUAUGUAACCAUUUAAACGAAGAAAAAAAAAUUUCAUUAUCAGACACUCUCAAGGACGAUUUCCUCUUUGGCACAGUCUGCAAAGAUGUGUGUAACCAUUGCAUUACUGCAUUAUUUGUCAUCGAAUACAGAUGUAUGUAACCAUUUAAACGAAGAAAAAAAUAGCAGAAAACGAAAUAUCACUUCAUUAUCAGACACCCUUAAGAACGAUUUCCUCUUAAGCAUAGAUGUGUGUAAUCAUUUUAGAAAAUAAUAUCACUGCAUUAUUUGUCGUCAAGUACAGAUGUAUGUAACAAUUUAAAAGAAAAAAAAAUCUCUUCAUCAUUAUCAGACACUCUCAAGGACGAUUUCCUCUUUAGCAUAGUCUGCAAAGAUGUGUGUAACCAUUGCAUUACUGCAUUAUUUGUCAUCAAGUACAGAUGUAUGUAACCAUUUAAACGAAGAAAAAAAAUUUCUUCAUCAUCAGACACUCUCAAGGACGAUUUCCUCUUUAGCAUAGUCUGCAAAGAUGUGUGUAACCAUUCCAUUACUGCAUUAUUUGUCAUCGAAUACAGAUGUAUGUAACCAUUUAAACGAAGAAAAAAAAAUUUCAUCAGACACUCUCAAGGACGAUUUCCUCUUUGGCAUAGUCUGCAAAGAUGUGUGUAACCAUUGUAUUACUGCAUUAUUUGUCAUCACAUACAGAUGUAUGUAACCAUUUAAACGAAGAAAAAAAAAAUCUCUCCAUCAUUAUCAGACACUCUCAAGGACGAUUUCCUCUUUAGCAUAGUCUGCAUAGAUGUGUGUAACCAUUCCAUUACUGCAUUACUUGUCAUCAAAUACUGAUGUAUGUAACCAUUUAAAAUUGUAUUUAACCAUUUAGCAUACUGUAGUCUGCAUAGAUGUACUUUGAAAAAUAACUUUGUUUGAAAAAUAACUUUGUUUGAAAGCUCAGACUGGAGGAAGGAGAACGGAAUUGAUAAUUCAAGUACUAAACACAGUAACUGGCGGUAAACUUCGUGCCACCCGCCGGGUUAUUUUGAAAGCCCUGUAUCAGACAUUUUAAACAGGACGGUUUGCUCUUAAGUGUUGAUGAACGUGCCGUAUAUACUUAGUUAUUUUUCUGUGAAAAUCGUCAGCAUAUUAUCAUACUCGCAGGAAAGUUUUUUUUGGACAUUAACUGUGUAUUCAUUUUUUAGGUUCACGACGAUCAUGGCCAAACUGCAGCAGAUCAGACAGUUAAGGUAAAUGAUGGAGAGGUUUUUCUCAAAUGUUCUUAAUAUUCCUUCUGUUAAAAUUCACCACCAUUUCAAGUGAACCAAAGUUUUUAUGACCUACAGGCCGAUGGUGAUUUUUGGGGUAAACUGGAAGAAGAAUGGUACAACCUUGCCAGGUAUUCAGUUUAUCAACAUCCACCACAUGCAUUUACAUUUUUGGAACAUCUUCCCACAAUUUUUAUUUCUCCAGUUAUUUUUUGCACAAUGAAAGUACAGCAUAUGUUGUUGGCUUUUAUAGAGACAAUAUAGAUGAUCAUCCUUGGUUAGCUGAGUAUACGGCUGAAAAGGUUUGUAUCUCUAGAUGAAGGAUGUAUCUAUUCAAUAUCCAUUACCAUUAAAUAGCCACUAACUGUGCUACGUACAAUAUCUUCGACCUCGCUUAGGAUUACGCGUUUGAGGAAAACAAUCCGAUGAUGGAAAUACCUAAUCCUUUUGAAGAAGGACUAAAGAAAUUGAAAGAAGGAGAUAUCAUCAGUGCCAUACUUUUGUUUGAAGCUGAGGUACGUUGGAGUAUACAGUGUACUAUGUUCUCUCAUCCUGCAAGUUAAGAGUUAAGAACUUGUCUUAAAAACUCAGUAGUUUUCAUGUUGAUCAGUGUGAGCUAGCUAGCACCAGAAAAAAUUCAAAAUCCAUAAAUGGAAAUUGUAUGAACCUUUAUUAGAAAUAGAAUGGAUUUUUGAUUAUCCAUAAUAAUUGUAUAUUUCCAUGCUAUGGAUAUAGUAUCGAAAUAGUAUGGAUAUACUAUGGAUUUAGUGGUCCAAUUGCAAAUGUCAUACACCCUUUUCAUAAAUGGCUGCCGAUUAAAAAUUAUUUUAUGUGCAUAUAAAUUGGCCCAACUAGCCUCGUUUCUGGGUAGAAAUUCCUUUGAAAUCUUAACAUGAGUACGAGGCUAGUUGGGCCAAUUUAUAUGCACAUAAAAGAAUUUUUAAUCGGCAGCCAUUUAUGAAAAGGGUGUAUAGUAUGGAUUUCACUUUUUCCCAGUGUAGAGAGCAGUGGAAGUGUUCUAAUCAUAAUUUCUGAUAAGAUUAGCAUGAAAUAUCGGGGUAUCAUUUUGCUGGGUAAAGUUUGCACGGUUAGCCAUUAGUCCCCUUAGCCUGUGGUUGACUGGUACGUUUUCUUACAUAUAGGUUCAACAACGCCCUGAUCACGCCGAGGUAAGUUUAGUAUUGUGAUGUACUGCCAAAGAUCGAGUGUGACGGAAGCGGGAUUCAUAAUGGCCAUCUACGUAUUAAAUAAAACUAUUCUUGAACAUUUGUCCAAAUUUAGGCGUGGCAAUAUCUGGGGACAAGUCAAGCGGAAAAUGAACAGGAUAACCUGGCGAUUCCUGCUUUGAACAAGUACGAUACUUCCCAUCCCCAGUUCCCACUUAACCAUCUAAUGCUUUGGUAAACACAUACAGUAUUAACAGUAAUAAUUCCCCCUCGUUUUCUUAGAUGCUUAAAUCUUCAACCUGACAACCUUACCGCCUUGAUGGCCGUGGCUGUUUGUUACACCAACGAGUCUCUCCAAUCACAGGUAAACCAAACGUUUAAUCCACACGUGGGGAAAAAUGCUUCCCUUGAUGAAAACCUUUUAUAGGGAUCGUUUUUGAGAGUCGCACAUAAUCACUGAUUACCUCGUGUGUUUGUUGAUUUUAGGCAUGUGACGCUCUGAAACUUUGGCUCAGUCGAAACCCAAAGUAUGUACUUUAGAAGUUAUAAGGUAUCCUGUUUGUUAGAAAAUAUGCAUUACCUAAUGCACCUUUCUCCUACAGGUACAGUAGUUUACUAGCCACAACAUCCACUGCAGAAGAUCCAUCGGCUCGCAGCCCGACAUUAAAGAGUUCUAUGAUGUCCAACUCUAUGUAUAAUGAAGUACGCGAAUUGUAUAUUAAGGCUGCCCAACUUGCUCCACAUAAUAAUAUUGAUGCUGAAGUUCAAGUAAGAAGUCUUCUAUUCAUCAUUUCAUACUUUUUUCUUUCAACUGAACAGUUUUCUUCUAUAAGAUUUAAAUACUUAAUUGGGGAUUUUACACCACAGAACGUAAUGGAGAGUUUUCCUCAAUAAAGUUCAAAUUCCUUGGACAUGUUACUCGAUAGAACAUGCAGCAAUACAUGUAUAUUCAUUUCUUUUUAAUCCCUAGAUUGGUCUUGGUGUUCUCUUCAACCUCUCUGGAGAAUACGACAAGGCGGUCGACUGUUUCCACGCUGCCUUACAGACCAACCCUCAAGAUGCCCUUGUUUGGAAUAAGCUGGGAGCAACGUUAGCCAAUGGUGGACGGAGUGAGGAAGCCGUAGAAGCAUACCGUCAUGCUUUGGAGUUAAGUCCUGGUUACGUCCGCGCACGAUAUAACCUGGGAAUUAGUUGCGUUAAUUUGAAGGUUUUUCGUGAAGCUGUAGAGCAUUUUCUAACAUCCUUGAAUAUUCAAAGAAAGGUGAGGCAAAUCGUUUAAAGAAAAAAACGAAAACAGGGCCAUAUUGGGAUUCCGCCCCUCUGCUGGUAGAUGGAGUAAUAAGACUAGCCAACGAACUCAGUGCAGUAUCGUUCAAACAACAGCCAAUAGAUUACUUUCCUUUUCCUGUUUAAGUUGGACUAUUUUGAGUACUCUUUUUUUCUUAGGGCGUUCGUGCUGGACGUGACAGUACUUCGACAAUGUCUGAAAGUAUUUGGACAACAUUACGAAUGUCUUUAUCUCUGAUGGGAAGACCUGAGUUUCACGAGGCUGUAGAUAACAGAGAUCUGGACUAUCUGAAUGGACAAUUUAAUGUACAUAUAAUAGAGGAGCCGAGCUGAUUUGUGCAGCGCGCACGUGUUUGGCACGCACCGAUGGAGGUACAGUAUACGUGAGUUGAGAUCGAAUUGGUUGAGAAGACGUUUAUGAGAAUUAAGACCUUUAUAUUAUAUUUAUAAACUGGAACACUGAUUCGUCAGAGUUUCGAGGCCCAGUUAAUGCGAUUGAAUCUUAACGUACAUUGGAAUCCAGAACUCCAUUUUGGUGAAAUAUUUUCUCCCGUGAGAAUUAAGACUUAAGUUCAACAUUGUACUUAUAUUAAACAGGAGUACUGAGUUGUAAACACUACGAUUGAACCUGAGCCAAUUUUUCAAAAAAUUUCCUGUGGUCCCAAGACACAUCGGAUUCUAACCUUCCUUUCUCAGGAAUGAAAAUGCAUAAAAUGAUUUUUGGGUACUUGCCAUGGUCAUCCUUAAUUCCUUACGGAUGGAACCUCAGUUUGCUCCCGGGAAUUUGCGCUAUUUAUGCUAAUUAGCUCCCGCCGUGGGCCACCUCCGUGAUAAUUACUCAAUGGAAAACAGGUAUCACUGAUGUAUUGACCAUUUCAUUGUCGUCACAUUAUAGUAACUAAACCACUGUAGUUAUUAAAUUGAUGACGAUAUUCGGUGAUAAAGCCUUCGCUCGAAACCUCGAGGUUCUGUUUUAUAUAUUUUCAGGUAUGUGCUUUACAACGCAGCUGUCUUUCGUGAGAUAAAAGUGCGUGUAAUUUAUAUACUUUUUAUAACCAAGUGUUUUUUUCUCUUUCUUCAAUGGGUCCUUUGCAUAUCACAGCGGCGAUCGGAAUUUUGACUUAUUAUUAGCUUCGUGCAAAGUCUCUGCAUGGUUGUUUCUCUCCUGGCAACUCUCCCACGAUUUCUAAAGGCCCAACCCUCACUCAUCAAAAGAAGCAUUGAUUUAUCGCGUGUUCACCUGUCACCAAGCCAGGUAGUCUUGAUGAAAUCCCCAAAACAGGAGCAGCAUACCAUAAAUUAUUCAACUAAUCACUUUCCGUCAUGUCAAGGACCAUAUCGUCUUACUCAGUAGGAACCACAAUUUGUGGUAACCUACAGUGUCGACGAUAAACUCACGCUGGGGUACACGUCUCUGUGGUAGAACAACAUAAGUUGCUUCGUGGUUGCGCUUUUUGCUAGGCAAUUGACUACAUUAAAAGAUAUCUGUCCUUUACAGAAGUCAAACUUAACGGUAAGUGAAAAACUUGUAGAUAUUUUGAGGGUACAUUCCUUGUGAAUUGUAAUUGAAUCCAACGGUAUCACUGUUGUAAUAGCACUUAUCAGUUCUGCUUUUCAUUAUUACUCUAAUCGGUGUUUUUCGUGUUUCUUUUGUAAUCAGAUCGUAAGAGAAAGGAAAUCGUAAAUACCAUAUCAACUAUUCAGGUAAGACUUUAUAUAUUUAUUUUGUAUAAAUAUGUUUUGGUUUGAUAUGCAAGUUAUGUAUAAAAUGUAGAUUUGUGUAUAAUAUGUAUCGAUUGAAUAUAUGGAUUAGACGUUUCACUUACUUGAUACCACAACUCCAUAUUUGCGCUUGAUUACCAUCAAAGCCAGUUCAUGAAAGUGUACUGUGCAGACAAUUUCUUGUACAAACAUAAUCUUCCAUUCCCUUUUCAAAUACACACAAGUAUUUUAAUUCUUUCUCACGAAAGAAAAUAAACUUGUGUGAAAAUAUGGCUAUCACAAGUGCGCUGCUUGCUUGGCUUCAAUACAUGUAGUCUGAAUGCGUUGUUCAUAAGAUACUAUGGGAAAAGUGUGUUCAUUGAUAAAUAAUUAAAUAAUUCCGUCGGUUUUAUCAAUGGUUUUUGCAGUAUUAUAUUGUUUUCAUGACAGGCAACAUGUUUCGGAAAUAGUGUCGACGUAUCUUUUACUCAUUCUCAUCGAAAUUUAAUUAUGUAAAUUGAACAUAUCCUCAAGAUAGAAUUAAGCUUACCCAUACUAAAAUGGUACUACGCUUUCUAAAGAAAACUUUGUUUAUCAUAAAUAUAGGAAUAAGAGUGAAUUCCUUAGAUAAUAGAUAUCUUAUGUUAUUUAAUAUGCACGCAUAUCUGUUUACUAUAUAUCUAGCAAUUUGGUUUGUGGUUAUUUCAAAUCAUCACUAAACUUGAUUAGCAGGUAUUGCGUUACAAAUAGAUCCUGAAAGAUAAUUUACGCAUUGGCUAUAGGACAAUGUCUUGCGUGAAAUGCUUACUGAGAUUUUCUUCUUAUGCGCAUCUUAACUUUUAAUCCAUCCUAUUUUUAACCGACACCACCAAAGACAAACAUCAAUUGUGAAUGUUUACCGUCUAAUAUUUAAUCGUUUCACUCUUUAUAAUUGGAUAAAGUCCUAAAACCUUUUAUAGUACGACGUAAAACGUGCGUUAUAAAUGGAAGAUUAUAUGCAUAAAAUGCGGAUCCGGAUGUCAUAAUUACGGAAGAGGAAUGAGGAAUACAUGUAAAGCGCGCAAAAGAUUAUAAACUGCGCGCGGAUGAUCAUAAGAUAAGACUGAUAAAAAUAAUAAAACGUGGGGAAGCGAGUAUAAAUUCAUGUAAUUUAAGUCUCACUCGUUUGGUCAAUACAUGCAGAAGUAAAACCUUUCCUUUGUUCUAGUUAUAAUAAUAUUAAAUAUUCUCGUUCGAGUCUUGUUUCAUAGUUAUAUAAGUGUGCUUGGAGGGCGCACGUUCCAAAGUGCAAACAGCGUGUUUAUGGUACACGCAUAUGUGUGUGAUUUAACAAGUUGCUGACAAACAUACACGAAUGUGAUAACUGGCUGUUGUCGAAAUGGCGCCUUAGUUAUUUCUGUAUAAUUUAAUAUGAUCAUGUAGUAUAAGAAAUCGACCACUGAGGCUGAACAAAUGCUUGAAUUCUUUCAACCAGAAAUACUUUUACAUUGAUCAGUUAUGCCUAUCGGGGUUUGUUUAUGUGUUGGGCUUUCACGCAUUCGUAAUUCUAUCUUUAAUUUCACUACGUAGAAUGUCUUACAUUUUUAUCUUAGGAUUAUAUUUCACUCAAGUCUUAAAUAAAGAUUAAUAUCUCCUAAGAAAUAUGAAACAGUAUUUGAAAUAUAGAAGUUAAUUUCAGGUCCGGGUUAAAAUGCGUGUAAAGUAUUUCAGAAGUAUAGAUGAGAAUAUCAUAAUACAAAACACUGUAAACCAUUUCAACCCUUGCGAUUAUUUAACAUUAACUGUACGAUUGCAUGCACUCUUCAUACUUAAUGGCUAAAAUUGACAGAUAGAUACAGAUAAAAAAAGGUUUUAGAGAAGUGCUUCAGUCCAAAGUUCAAACACCUGUUUAAAACAUUUGUGAUGUUUUCAUAUGUUGAUUUGUUUUCGAUUUUAAGUAGCUUACAUGGGACCUUGUGACCCUACUAGGCGUGUCUUGACGCAGAAACUAUCAACUAUUUCCGGAUUAUGUACUAUAGUUCUCAUGGACUUUUUGUCAUAGUUUGAAAUCAUGCAAUGUUGUAUUUCUGUGUAUUCCUGUAAUUUUUCAUGGUUCUCGAAAUCCUUGGCUUUCUUCGUGGAUAUUAACGUCUGACUAUAGUGUAAGAUCGAAGUUCUAAGAUGUUGAAUUCUUAGAAAGAGAAACAGCUAUAUACGAGAUCAUAUUUUUCCUCCACUCGACUCGUAUUGCAUGCAGAAUGAUAUAAUCCUUUGUAUGUAGUUUUUCCAAGAUAACUUAUCUCUCAAUCUUAAGCCUGGAUCAAAGUGUGAGAUCUAGUGCAGGAGAGUUGGUAGUCACGCGACCUUGAUUAGCUGUUCUUAGCGCUUUCCCAACACUAUCAUGUAUUUUAUUUAAGUUAAAACGUUAGUUGCACUCAUCAGAGAUCGGAAGUUUGUUAAUCUAGAGCUUGAAAUAUCCCCUGUAACAAUGCAUGACUGACUGCCAACUCGCAUCAACUCAUCCUCCGCGGGGCUUUAGGGACCAGUCAUUAUUUAUGGUGGGGGGUGGCACCAAAGAGAAAAGGGUUGGGUAAACAACAUUUUGAGUAAGUAAAAGGUUGGGUAAAUGAAAACCAAAACAACUCAAGGGUUGGGUAAUAAAAAAUUAUUGUCAUUUCCAAAGCAUGACUCAUUGAAAUUUUGGAGACUAAAAAGCAUAUGUAAAUACUAUAUGUGAAUCAAUCAGAGUCACUAUCUGUCAUUUUCCGAUUUGUUGGGAGACAAAUGCAUGGUAUCUCCAAUUUAGAAACUACAUGUGCAGACAAUAUGAAACUUUAGACGGCAGAACAUUUCACAAUCCGUUGUCAAACUCAUGUCACAGAAGUGGUAAAGGACAUGGUGAUAACUGAAUGGUAUCCUUUUGUAAAGUUUUUGACCAGGGGUGGGUAUUUAUUUUUUAAUUGAUAUUUGAGGUUGGGUAAUCAAAUUUUUGACUUUUUGGUGGUUGGGUCAGCAAAAUUUUUCCCACGAAAAACAUUUCUCUUCGGUGCCACCCCCCACCAUAAAUAAUGACCGGUCCCUUAAGUGUCAUGAUAUCAAAAUGAUAAAUUGACAAGUAUAAUUUCAAGGAGAUAUGUAAUUUUGUUUACUAUGUUUUAGGUAUAUCAGAAGAACCGGUCGUCACAACUUAAAACUAUCCAAACGUGA
This is a messenger RNA of Paramuricea clavata, 12115 nucleotides long. Lineage: Eukaryota; Metazoa; Cnidaria; Anthozoa; Malacalcyonacea; Plexauridae. The record is from the annotation of a GenBank genome assembly.